UGUAGUUUCAUCACCGUGGAGUUGGCAGCGAAAUGUCUGAGUAGAAGCGAACAUUAUUUUUUCCUUGCGUGAGCAUCAAAAUUCCUCGUUAACGAUGGGGCAGUGUGGCAUCACGUCCUCGAAAACCGUCCUGGUCUUCUUGAACCUGAUAUUUUGGGCUGCUGCUGGCAUCUUGUGCUACGUUGGGGCCUACGUGUUCAUUACUUUCGAUGAUUAUGACCAUUUCUUCGAAGACGUGUACACUCUCAUCCCAGCUGUGAUCAUCAUAGCAGUCGGAGCCCUGCUGUUCAUUAUCGGGCUCAUUGGCUGCUGUGCCACGGUGAGGGAGAGCUACUGUGGACUUACAACAUUUGUCGUCAUUCUGCUGCUGGUGUUCAUGACAGAAGUGGCAGUGGUGGUUCUUGGGUAUGUUUACAGAGCAAAGGUUGAAGAUGAAGUAAAUAGAUCUAUCGUCAAAGUUUAUGACGAGUACAACGGCACCAACAGCAAUGCCCAGAGCCGUGCCAUCGACUAUGUUCAGAGACAGCUUCAGUGCUGUGGAAUCCACAACUUUUCAGACUGGCAGCACACCCGCUGGUACGAAGAAUCAAAACAGAACAGUGUUCCCAUCAGUUGCUGCAGAGCUAACUUUGCCGACUGCACAGGUUCUCUCACUCAUCCUGAAGAUCUCUAUCAGGAGGGUUGUGAAGCUCUGGUUGUGAAGAAAUUAAAGGAGAUCAUGAUGUAUGUCAUCUGGACUGCCGUGACAUUUGCCACCAUCCAGGUUUUGGGGAUGCUUUGUGCUUGUGUUGUGCUGUGCCGCCGAAGCAAAGACUCUGCCUACAAGCUUCUCAUUACAGAAGGCACUCCUGCAUAAACGGCAAACUUUCAAAAUGUGUGCAAUUGGUGAGAGCAUAAAAAAAAACCUGUUACCAUACACGACACACUAACUACAAUAAAUAUAUAUGUUUUCCUUUCAAAAAACUUUAGGCUAAAUUCACUAAAGGUCAAUGUUUCGGGAUAUCUUUAUGCUCUGAAUCUAACGAGGUUGAGUCAGGUCUUCUGGAUGGAUUCUUCUUUGUUGAAAAGUUUAGUCUUACACAAAAG
Molecule: messenger RNA, 1086 nt
Organism: Nematolebias whitei (Rio pearlfish)
Lineage: Eukaryota; Metazoa; Chordata; Actinopteri; Cyprinodontiformes; Rivulidae
Gene: tspan3a
Product: tetraspanin 3a
Exons: 7
Coding region: 95-856 (253 amino acids)
Biological process (GO): protein localization to plasma membrane; regulation of vascular endothelial growth factor signaling pathway; protein maturation
Cellular component (GO): membrane
Source: RefSeq, a predicted model, not a curated record